AGAAGAAGGGGAGAAGAGGAGGAGGAGGUGGUACAUUCAGAUCAGAAGAGGGACAAGUCUUUAAGUGAGUGAAUGAAGCUGAACUACUCUGGGAAACAAAAGUAGAGAAAAACAACAAAACUCUUACCCGUCACUUUCUUUUUUCUUUUUUGGAGAGACCAGCGAUUAAUCAUCCACUCAUUGGAGUCUGCUUUGUAGCUUCAGGUUGGCAGGUGUUCCUGAAGGCACCAUGGAGGAGGGAAGCUGCUUUGGUGCAUUGUAGGGAGAACUAGAAGUGGACCUCAGCGUUAUUAUUUUCUGUUUUCCACCGGACACAUCUCCAGAGUAAAAGCAUGUGUCACGUCAUCGUAACGUGCCGCUCCAUGCUGUGGACCCUGCUCAGCAUCGUCGUGGCCUUCGCCGAGCUCAUUGCCUUCAUGAGCCCCGACUGGCUGCUGGGAUUCCCUCGUUCUAAUUCCAGCGUGAGCCAUGCGGGGGUGGACUCCGGGGAGUACCGGCCCUCCCUCGGCCUCUAUAGCCGCUGCCUUCACCUGGCCACCCGGGGAGGAGGUGUUAGCUGCGGGCCCUACGCCGGGACCUUCUCAGAGGUGGCCAGUGGUUUCUGGCAGGCGGCCAUGUUGUUUCUGGCCGGGGGGACGCUAGUGCUUGGGGUGGUGGCCUGCAUCUCCAUCUUCAGUCUGUGCUUCCAGAGCAUCCUGAGGAAAAGCAUCUUCAACAUAUGUGGUCUGAUGCAGGCUAUCGCAGGCCUCUUGCUCAUGGUGGGUCUCAUGCUGUACCCUGCCGGCUGGGGUUCCGAGAAGGUGGUCAGUUACUGCGGGCCAGAGGCAUCCGCCUUCAGGCCGGCCCUGUGCUCGCUGGGCUGGGCUUUUUACGCCGCCAUUGGGGGAAUCCUGGCGGCCUUCCUGUGCGCUGUUUUGUCCGCGCAGGCGGAGAUUGCCACCUCUAGUGAUAAGGUCCAGGAGGAGAUAGAAGAAGGGAAGAGUCUCAUCUGCCUUUUGUGAACACCCGGAGUGGACAGACUGUGGACUUUCGGGGGGAUUUAUCAGGUCCCAAGAAGCUGGAGGUGCUGUAUUCUUUCCUGAUGGAUUCAUUGUGGAAAAAUAAUUUCACAUAUUUGAAUGAAAAGUAACGUUUGCAUUCAGUUCUCAUACUUUGUUGGCAUUGCUUAGUCAGCGUAUUCACCUAAAUCUGAUAGAUAAAUCUGAUAAAAAUUCUGCCUAUAAAUUUUGGUAGAUGACCACUGUGUAACCCAACAAUUUGAAACAUGAAUAAUGAUUUUGAGUGCAUGAGAAAGUGCUAGCUCUCAUGUUAUUAACAUUUUAUUAGUGCAUGCCAAUAAAGCUGCUGGCAGCGACUGGAUUCUUGUGGCGUUAAUACAAAAAUACUACAUCAGGAGGUUGCCUACAGCCGCAGCUGUUUAUGAGUUUUUUUUUCAUGGUUUUCAACACGGCCAUGAAUUGAAUAGAGGCAUUAGUUGGCACAUUUGUGGUAUAUAAACUGAAAUGUGUUAGCAACUAUAUAAAUUCAAUGCUAGUGGUAGUGAUAUAACAAUAUGUCUAUCCUUAUGGUUGUAGUUUGCAUUGGUGCAUAUGGAAAUGUAUUAUUAUUGUUAUUAUUAUUAUUAUUGGAUGGCAGGAUUUUCAUUUAAUUUUUUACAUUUUUUACAGAUUUUUCCACAGUUUACAGAUUUUUUUUUACACUGCUGGCGUAUGUACCCGGUGAGUAAACAGAGUGCACAACUUCCAGUAAACACAGAUUGAUAUCAUUGCUAUGGUUCCCUUGCAUAGCUGAACUAAACAUCACCAUGUGUGUCCAGGAGAGAGGUCCACUGUGUGGCAGUGCUGCUACCAACAAAUAAUUGUUUGUAGCUCUAACUGCAGAACUUUGUUGGUAGUGGUGCCGCAUGGUAUAGCUCACCAUGAUGCAAAAAGUCCGGUGCAAAUCUUGACUUGUGCCGUGUGAUUGUUUUUAUUCUUUGUGGAAGGCGAGGUGUGCAAUAAGGAUUUUCUGUGAAAGUUAAUAUGCUGGGUUUUUAUGUUAUGUUUACAAGAGUUAGAGCAUUUUUGUAGCUUCGUAAGGAAGUGAAUGGCUGAUGUGAUUGUAGAGGAUUACACUUUGUACCUUUUAAUAAAAUAAUAAAAGUCUUUAUUAAUAACACAA
Messenger RNA from Doryrhamphus excisus (bluestripe pipefish), 2160 nucleotides. Its product is annotated as LHFPL tetraspan subfamily member 2a protein-like. Gene Ontology annotation, cellular component: membrane. The record is from RefSeq and is a predicted model, not a curated record. NCBI's taxonomy places the organism in Eukaryota, Metazoa, Chordata, Actinopteri, Syngnathiformes, Syngnathidae.